This is a messenger RNA of Dracunculus medinensis (Guinea worm), 534 nucleotides long. The record is from the annotation of a GenBank genome assembly. Lineage: Eukaryota; Metazoa; Nematoda; Chromadorea; Rhabditida; Dracunculidae.
GGUAUUGAUAUAAAUCACAAAUACGAUAGGAAAGUUCGUCGUACAAAUCCGAGAAGUGAGGAUCCAUAUUUGAGAAUUCUUGUUAAACUUUACAAAUAUUUGGCUCGACGUACUCGCAAGAAAUUCAAUGCAAUUAUAUUAAAACGCUUGUUUAUGGCUCGUCGCCAUCGACCGCCCAUUUCUUUGGCUCGUCUCAUACGUAAUAUGAAAAAAGGAGACAAUAUGAAAAAAAUUGCCGUCGUUGUUGGAACAGUUACAGAUGACAAUCGUAUUUUUGAAGUGCCGAAAUUUACCGUAGCACGUAUUAUAAAAGCAGGUGGUAAAAUUAUAACUUUCGACCAACUCGCUUUGCUUGCACCUAAGGGUAAAGGCACCGUGUUGAUGCAAGGGCCAAGAAAACAGAGAUUAGCAGAACGACGAUUCGGUCCAGCUCCAGGUGUGCCACAUAGCCAUACUAAACCGCUGGUAAGAUCGAAAGGCCGAAAGUUUGAACGGGCCCGUGGUCGCAGAAAGUCGCGCGGUUAUAAAAACUAA